AUGGCCAAGCGGGAGGCAUGGUACGAGCGGCCCACCCCCCCAAACAUGCGGCAUGUCCACUCCGUGCAGCAGUUUGUGAACGAGCUGGAGGGGGCCAAGGAGAAGCUGGUGGUGGUGGACUUCUUCGCGCCCUGGUGUGCAGCCUGCAAGGCCCUCUUCCCCAAGGUCGUGCUGCUGGCAGAGGCCAACAAGGACGUCAUCUUCCUGGCCAUCAACUUUGAUGAGAACAAGGCGCUGGCCAGGGGAGUUGGAGUCAAGGUGCUCCCUUUCUUCCACUUGUAUCGUGGUGCAGAGGGCCGGGUGGACGCAUUCUCUGCCUCCGUCUCCAAGGUCCAGCGGCUCAGGGACGCAAUUCGGGUGCACAACACUCCCCGCUGCUUCCUUGGAUCCUCCCCCGGUCUGGAGGAGUUCCCGGACGUGAGGCCCACGCCCGAGGAGUCCGAAGACACCGAGGCAAACACGCUGCGCUCUGUUGGCUAG
Messenger RNA from Auxenochlorella protothecoides, 480 nucleotides. Its product is annotated as Thioredoxin-like 2, chloroplastic. Gene Ontology annotation, biological process: cell redox homeostasis. The transcript is spliced from 3 exons. The coding region runs from base 1 to 480 and encodes 159 amino acids. Lineage: Eukaryota; Viridiplantae; Chlorophyta; Trebouxiophyceae; Chlorellales; Chlorellaceae. The record is from RefSeq and is a predicted model, not a curated record.